Molecule: messenger RNA, 939 nt
Organism: Cavia porcellus (domestic guinea pig)
Lineage: Eukaryota; Metazoa; Chordata; Mammalia; Rodentia; Caviidae
Product: olfactory receptor 6C74-like
Exons: 1
Coding region: 1-939 (312 amino acids)
Biological process (GO): G protein-coupled receptor signaling pathway
Cellular component (GO): membrane
Molecular function (GO): G protein-coupled receptor activity; olfactory receptor activity
Source: RefSeq, a predicted model, not a curated record
AUGACAAACCAUACAAUGAUGACCACAUUCAUUCUUCUAGGACUCACAGAGGAUCCAAACUGGCAAAUUGUAAUUUUUCUUUUUCUAUUAAUAACAUAUUUAUUGAGUGUCACUGGGAAUCUUAUCAUUAUCCUUCUCACCUUGCUGGAUCACAACCUCAAAACACCCAUGUAUUUCUUCCUUCGAAAUUUUUCUUUCUUAGAACUCUCACUGACAACUGCCUGUGUCCCUAGAUAUCUCAUCAGCAUAGUAACUAAAGAUAAAACUAUCUCCUAUGACGCGUGUUUGACACAAUUAUUCUUUGCCCUUUUCUUUGGUAUAUCAGAGUUUUUCUUGUUAGCUGUCAUGUCUUAUGACCGCUAUGUGGCCAUCUGCAAGCCCCUUCAUUAUACCACCAUUAUGAGCCACAGAGUAUGCUAUGAGCUCUUGUUUGCCUGUUGUUUCCUUGCUGUGUUAAGCAUAAUUCCUGGAGCUGUCGUGAGUCAGACUGUGGAAUACUGUGAUACACAUAUUGAUCACUUUUUCUGUGACUACUCUCCUCUUCUGAAAAUCUCCUCUACAGACACAAGGAUCAUGGAAUAUGCAAAUUUUAUUUUAGCAAUUUGCACGCUUCUGAUUACUUUGACACUGGUAAUAUCAUCUUAUGCAAACAUCAUAAGAACAAUUCUGAAGAUCCCUUCUACCCAGCAGCGGAAAAAGGCUUUUUCUACCUGUUCCUCACACAUGAUUGUUGUUUCCAUCUCUUAUGGAAGCUGUAUCUUUAUGUAUAUUAAACCUUCUGCUGAGGAAAGAGUGUCUUUCAACAAGGGUGUUGCAGUACUCACAAUUUCAGUUGCACCUGUUUUGAAUCCUUUUAUAUACACCCUAAGAAAUAAGCAAGUGAAACAAGCAGUGAAAGACUUAAUUAAAAAAUGUGUCCUUAAUACUUUGAAACGAUAG